AGAAUAUUAUUGGGUCGGAAUUAAAAACAGAAUCGAUUUUGUAGCUCUUCCUCUCGUGAAUUCAGACAAGAAGAAGCUUUGCUUGCCCCUUUGGUCCGAAUUUUAGGGUUUCCAUUUUCUAUCCCUUCUUCGUAUAAUCAAAAAUCAUCGAAACCCUAAUCUCUUCUUCUUGAUCAGGCCCUUGUCUCGUUUGCGCUCCCUUGUAUCAACUUAAGGUUCAUGUCUGAUCUUGAAGUUCAAGUCCCCACUGCCUUUGAUCCGUUUGCUGAUGCAAAUGCUGAGGACGCUGGGGCGGGAACAAAGGAAUACGUGCACAUUCGUGUUCAGCAGCGUAAUGGUAGGAAAAGCUUGACAACUGUCCAGGGACUUAAGAAAGAGUAUAGCUAUAGCAAGAUCCUUAAAGACCUUAAGAAAGAAUUCUGCUGCAAUGGCACUGUCGUCCAGGACUCUGAAUUAGGACAGGUUAUUCAGCUACAAGGCGAUCAGAGGAAGAACGUCUCCACCUUCCUUGUUCAGGCUGGGCUUGUGAAGAAGGAUAACAUAAAAAUCCAUGGUUUUUGAGGAAUUCUAAGAAAGAUACUCGUUGUUCAACUUGUAUUUUUACGGAAUCAGCCAAAAGGAAGUAUAAAAAAAACAUCACUUAAAUGUAUGAAUGCUUUUAUUAUAUAUACAGUAUUGUAUCAGAAAAGAAGUUUGCUUGUGAGCGAGUAUAAAAUGUAUCAACGAAAAACUUGUCGUUUGCAUUUUCUAGUGUGAGAUUAAUAUCAAUAAAAUUUGCUCUCUGAAUCCAA
Molecule: messenger RNA, 791 nt
Organism: Camelina sativa (false flax)
Lineage: Eukaryota; Viridiplantae; Streptophyta; Magnoliopsida; Brassicales; Brassicaceae
Product: protein translation factor SUI1 homolog 2
Biological process (GO): translational initiation
Molecular function (GO): translation initiation factor activity
Source: RefSeq, a predicted model, not a curated record